CGUCUCAGGCACAGUGCCUAGAGUUAGAAGAGCUGAGAGGCUGUGUGUGCAUUGCAGCACGGGGAUCUUUCUAUACACCUUAUAUUGGAGAUGUUUAAAGUUAAAAGUCUGAAGUCUCUGUACCUUCUUCAACCUUGAAAUACAUGGAGCAGCUUUGAGCAGGUUUCACCUCUACUUGACUGGAAUUGCCUGCACUUUACGUCGUAGAAAGAAAUUGGAAGAUUGAUGUCAUCAUGAGUGAUCUAGUGACCCCAACUCCUGAGAUUCCCAAACAUAUCCUGGAUAUCUGGGUGAUUGUUCUCAUUAUCCUAGCUACCAUCUUGGUAAUGACGUCUCUGCUACUCUUUCCUGCAGUUGCUGUAAUUAUCUACAGAGUAAGGACUCAUCCAAUCCGAAGUAGGAGUUAACAGCUAUCAGUGUUUCCAAUUUUAGUGUCUACAGUAAGAUACCAUAAACAUGGAGAAAUGAAUGGACAUAUUAAAAAAUGAUCCUCACCCUGAAUAGACCUACAGAUCGAAAACCAUCAUUUCAACACAUGGCAAAAUAGAAGAUGUGGGAUCAUACUGAUUUUCAGCUGCACAUAUUUGGAGCUUGAUGAACUAGAUAAAUAAGUAUUCCGUGAGAAUCACAA
This is a messenger RNA of Spea bombifrons (plains spadefoot toad), 631 nucleotides long. It is a transcript of the gene SMIM3, whose product is annotated as small integral membrane protein 3. The record is from RefSeq and is a predicted model, not a curated record. NCBI's taxonomy places the organism in Eukaryota, Metazoa, Chordata, Amphibia, Anura, Pelobatidae. Bases 234 to 407 code for a protein of 57 amino acids. The transcript has 3 exons.